UUGUCACAGUUACAAUUUACCAUUUGUCGGCGGCGGACGCGCGCUCUCCUCCUCGCUUGAAACCACAAGCAAGCCCCAAAGAAAAGCUCGCUCAGCUAACGGUUCUUCAGGAGCGUUUCUAACACCACCACACACACACACCGACACAGAUACAGAUACACACCAGCAGAAGGCAGCAGCGUCGGGCCGUCUCGUAUAAAAUCUGUUGCAUCACUGCUGCGGCACUUCAGUCGUUCGAACGCGUGCGGCCGGAGAAGUGCAGUUAACAAAUAAAUAAAAAGUUCACAAAUAACACCAACAACAACAACAACAAGAACUGAAAUCAAGCAAAAAUGCUCGGCUGCAGUGACCACUUAGGCAGCCUAAAAUGAAGCUUGGCGCGUUCUGAAGUCGCGGAUAAACAAACAUUUCCAAAGACCCUCUUACCUCAGUGCAAUGCUUCAGGCCCCCCAAAAAUAAAUAAAAACAAAGUUGAAAUCCAAAAUCUGAACUAAGCCGAAACGAUAACGAAAAAGCAGCCAAAAUUAACGCUCUACAAGGCAUCAAGAUUCUACCCUCCUUCGCGCAACUGAAAAUGCUGAACAUGGAGUCGCCGCAGAUGUACGCCGAUGCCGUUCAGACAUUGGCCCAGCUGGACCUCAAGAAGGAGCCUCCGCUGCAGCAAGCCACCAUUGGCCAGAUCACCCUGACGGCCAUGUCCACGGCGCAGCAGCAGCAGCAGCAGCAGCAACAGCAGCAGCAACAGCAGCAACAGCAGCAGCAGCAACAGCAGCAGCAGCAGCAACCUCAGCAGCAGACGACCGACGCGAACAACAACACUUCGCAGGACGCGGCCCUCCUGGUGAAGCAGCACGCCAUGCACCAGAUGCAACAGGUCGCCGCGCUGGGGAACAACAACAACCUGUUGCAGAAGCAGAUGCUGCAGCAGUACACCACGCAGACGGACCUGGACGAGCUGACCACGCAGGAGAUCACGCUGGACCUGCAGCACCUGAUCGACGACCAGUUCCGCGACACGGAGACCCUGGGCAUCUUCAGCGACAUGGUGACCAGUCCGGGCGGCCUCUCGGCCACCUUGCCGCCCAGUGGCAUGGUCUCGGCGGCGGCGAAGGUCCUGCAGCAGCAGACGCUGCGCAACCAGCACGGCUACGGCAACAGGGGCGUCGGCGGCGGAGGGGGAGGCGGGGCGCUGGCCUACAUGCCCCAGCCCGUGCACGCCACCUACAACAACUCGAGCGACGAGAACAGCUCCGUGGGCUCCGACUCCAGCACGAUCAAGGAGGAGCCCAUCGACCCCGAGUACAGGCGGCACCUGCAGGAGGCGGCCAACCAGCAGGCGGCCUUCAUGGGCGGCGGCGGGGGGCUGUACAACGGCUACGGGGCGGCGGCCAACGGGCUGGCGGGGGCGGGCAACCCGCUCAACGGGGGCAGCUCCACGCCCAGCAGCAACGGGAGCAACGGCAGCACGGGCAGCAGCAGCAGCGGCGGCGGAGGAGGCGGGCAGUUCACCAACCUGACCACGGCCAACGUCCUGGCGCACCACAACCUGCCCCACCUGGCGGCCGCCGCGGGGGCGCAGCACCUGCUCAAGCAGCACAGCAAGCUGCACGCGCAGCAGCAGCAGCAGCAGCAGCAGCAGCACCGCAAGCACAGCAACAAGCACGUGGACAAGGGCACCGACGAGUACCGGCGGCGGCGCGAGCGGAACAACAUCGCGGUGCGGAAGAGCCGCGAGAAGGCCAAGGUGCGCUCGCGGGAGGUGGAGGAGCGGGUGAAGAGCCUGCUCAAGGAGAAGGACGCGCUCAUCCGGCAGCUCAGCGAGAUGACCAACGAGCUGCAGCUGCACAAGCAGAUCUACAUGCAGCUCAUGAACCACGCGAACCCCGAAGUGAGUCGCGUGUGCCGCAGCUUCCUCAACACCAACGACCACUCGCUGUAGCCGGGAUACCAAUAUGCCAGGAUGUAAGGAUGCGAGUGUAUGUGUGACUGCCUGAGUGCCCGAGUGCCUGUGUAAGUGCGCAAGUGCGUGUGUGUGUGAGAGACUCUGUUAAAUCAAAGAUUCAAAACGCUGUGUGGGUAGCUCGUAAGGACCAUUUAUCCCGCUCUCCAUUUUCUUCUACUUAUGAAACUCUCGAGCUGGUUGCAACCGAGGAAAGCUUGCAGCCAUCUGAAAGUUCUUCUGCCGAAACCUCUGGCAUUCCUUUGUACAUUUUCUUCUGAUCCCCAACAAGCCCCCUUGUUAUCAUUGUAAAGCAUAUUUUUGUACUUAAUUCUAACGACUGUAACAUAUAUUUCGCACAUUUUUAUACCAUAAUCGUAUACAUUAUAUCUUAUCAUAAAGUUAAGCCAAAGAAAAAUGUUAAAAAUAUUUAUGUAAAAAAAUAACACGCAGGAAAGAGAGAAAACGUAAAAUACAAAAAUCGAAAACAGAAAAUCGAAACCUAUUUAUACGCAUCUAAUUCAAAUUUGUACAUUUCUUUAUUCUGGUGUGCGGCUUUGCUCUAUGCUUAAUGCCACGCCCACUCCCGCUGGCCAGCCCCUGCUUGAGACACAAACACUAGCAAAUCUUUAGUUGUUAAGCCGACCGCCCGGAGGAUCGGGAAACCGCUUUACCUGCACGAAGCCCCGAGGAAACCCUGCCCCCAAGUAACCAAUAUCCAAUAUCCUGCGAAUCCUGCCAGCUGGUGGGACUCGCUCUGAGAGCGUAGAAGAUAUGAAUGCUAUUAAUUUGUAAGGCCAACGCAAUGUUCUCAUUUUAAUUUAUAUAUCGUAAAUUAAAUAUACACAAACAACAAAGAAAACUGUAAAGCAAAU
Drosophila ficusphila is the source of this 2814-nucleotide messenger RNA. RefSeq names its product CCAAT/enhancer-binding protein (gene slbo). Bases 575 to 1939 code for a protein of 454 amino acids. Gene Ontology annotation, biological process: DNA-templated transcription; regulation of transcription by RNA polymerase II. The transcript has a single exon. The record is from RefSeq and is a predicted model, not a curated record. Lineage: Eukaryota; Metazoa; Arthropoda; Insecta; Diptera; Drosophilidae. Gene Ontology annotation, molecular function: RNA polymerase II cis-regulatory region sequence-specific DNA binding; DNA-binding transcription factor activity, RNA polymerase II-specific.